This is a messenger RNA of Drosophila subpulchrella, 952 nucleotides long. RefSeq names its product protein BUD31 homolog (gene l(1)10Bb). The coding region runs from base 123 to 557 and encodes 144 amino acids. Gene Ontology annotation, biological process: mRNA splicing, via spliceosome. Lineage: Eukaryota; Metazoa; Arthropoda; Insecta; Diptera; Drosophilidae. The record is from RefSeq and is a predicted model, not a curated record. Gene Ontology annotation, cellular component: nucleus; spliceosomal complex. The transcript has 2 exons.
GGUAUCGAUUAACGAUAAGGCCGACAAAUCUUAUCGACUACAGUUCUUUUUUUGCAAUUUCCAAUCUUUAGUAAUUUUAGUCUUUUUAAGAGAAUUUAAAGAGUUUGAAAUUGGUAUUUAAGAUGCCCAAGGUGCGCCGCAGUCGUAAGCCCCCGCCAGAUGGCUGGGAGCUGAUAGAACCCACUCUUGAGGAACUGGAGCAAAAAAUGCGCGAGGCCGAAACGGAACCGCAUGAGGGCAAACGCAUUACGGAAUCAUUGUGGCCCAUUUUCAAGAUUCACCACCAGAAGACGCGCUAUAUAUACGACCUAUUCUAUCGCCGAAAGGCCAUCAGCCGGGAACUGUACGACUAUUGCCUGAAGGAGAAGAUCGCCGAUGGCAAUCUGAUCGCCAAGUGGAAGAAGUCCGGAUACGAGAACCUCUGUUGCCUGCGCUGCAUCCAAACGAGGGACACCAACUUCGGGACGAACUGCAUCUGCCGUGUGCCCAAAUCCAAGCUGGAGGAGGGUCGCAUCGUCGAGUGCGUCCACUGCGGUUGUCGCGGCUGCUCCGGAUAGAUGCCAAACAUGAUCCUCUAUAUGGUAUAAAUCAUGAUCACACAUAACGUAGUUUAGUAGGUUCCAUUCUAGAUUCCACCUGGUUUCUCCAUAGUGUGUAAAUACAUUUUAAUACAAGCCACACAAAUAUAUUUUAAAGUAAGCAAAUCAUUUGUAAAGCCGCAGCAAUAAAACGAUUUUGUAAAUGACAAGGCUCCCGAAACGUACAGGUCCCAUCCGUAAGAUUCAGGUCUCCGGAAGUUCAUCAGACAAUGGUUAACAGGCUUGUUGCUUAGGUGUAUUUAUAUAAAGUCGUACAUUUUUUUAAUAGAAUUAAUAGGAAAAAUAGAACAUAUGUACAACAAGUUUUAGUUUAUUUCUGCUAAUAAAUUGUGUAUAUUGUGAAAAUUCUCAAG